Messenger RNA from Moneuplotes crassus, 362 nucleotides. The record is from the annotation of a GenBank genome assembly. NCBI's taxonomy places the organism in Eukaryota, Ciliophora, Spirotrichea, Euplotida, Euplotidae.
GCUAAUUAAAUGUUUCUGUUUUCUCUAAGUUUGUUAACUAAACUAAAAAAUUAUGCAUUGUUUCUUGGCAUUCUCGGUUUUCUUUUGAAAGAAUGCUUUUCAUGGUUUUCUCAUUGCUCUUCUUCCUUUAUUUUCGGCUUCUUUUUGAACAUCGGCUGGUGGAACCCAUGGCUUGCUUCUGGAGCAUAGUUCAAAGCAUUCUUGUCUUUAAUUUUCCAACUCUCAGUUGGUUUUGUUUGAAUGUUUGAAACAUCUUCACCAACUUUGUCAUUUCUCUUUCUUCUAUGCUUCUUUGAAGAACCAGCUGAAUCUUUUUCUCUCUUACUAUUAGGCUCUUCCAUUUGAUACUCAUGAGUUUCUAA